AUGGAACAAACUGUAGUGAUUGUUGGUGCCGGACCUUCUGGUCUUGCAACAGCUGCGUGCUUAGCGGCUCACUCUAUUCCUCAUGUCAUCCUCGAAAGAGAGGAUGUUUAUGCUUCUCUUUGGAAGAGACGAGCUUAUGAUCGGUUGAAGCUUCAUUUGGCCAAAGAGUUUUGUGCUUUGCCCUUCAAACCACACUCACCGGAUAGCCCUACUUACAUACCUAAAGACAUGUUCGUGGACUACCUCGACGACUAUGUCAGAACGUUCGACAUCCGACCGAAGUAUUACCGGUCCGUGGAAUCAGUUGUGUAUGAUGAAGCUGAGGGGAAAUGGCGGAUCGAGGCGAGGAACACCGAGACCAGGGGUGUGGAAGUUUACGUUGCUGAGUUCUUGGUGAUAGCUUCGGGGGAGAACAGUGUCAAAUACAUCCCCUACUUGCCUGGGCUGGAUACUUUCGAAGGUGAAAUCUUGCAUUCCAACGAGUACAAAUCGGGUGCCAAGUAUGAAAACAAGGAUGUCCUAGUCGUUGGUUGUGGUAAUUCGGGCAUGGAGAUAGCUUACGAUCUAUCGAAUUUCGGAGUUCGCUCAUGGAUUGUCAUAAGAAGCCCUUUUCAUGUGUUGACCAAAGAGAUCGUGCGGGUAGGGAUGACAAUGUCCAAGUACAUCCCGAUUCGUCUUGUUGAUUUCAUGGCCGUAGCGAUGUCGAAUAUAGUGUUGGGAGAUCUGUCGGAGUAUGGGAUCCGUCGACCAAAGCAAGGUCCUUUUUAUCUUAAAGCAACAGCCGGGAGAGCUCCUGUGAUUGAUGUUGGAACUAUUGGCAAAAUCAAAUCUAAAGAGAUAAAGGUUGUCCCAGCGAUAUCAAACAUAGAUGGAAAGAAGGUAUUAUUUAAGGAUAACGUGGAGAAAGAAUUCGACGUGAUAGUUCUUGCGACGGGCUAUAAAAGCGUUACUAAUAACUGGCUCAAGGACUAUAACUAUAUUCUGAAUGAGGAAGGGAUGCCUAAAAAUCAUUUCCCGAAUCAUUGGAAAGGAGGAAACAACCUCUACUGUUGUGGGUUAUCGAGGAGGGGAUUAUUUGGUUUGUCGAUGGAUGCUAUGGCCAUUGCUGAUGACAUUAAGAAAGUUGUCAGUGAAACGAAGAACAAUCGAAAAUGA
Molecule: messenger RNA, 1155 nt
Organism: Hibiscus syriacus
Lineage: Eukaryota; Viridiplantae; Streptophyta; Magnoliopsida; Malvales; Malvaceae
Product: probable indole-3-pyruvate monooxygenase YUCCA10
Exons: 4
Coding region: 1-1155 (384 amino acids)
Molecular function (GO): N,N-dimethylaniline monooxygenase activity; NADP binding; flavin adenine dinucleotide binding
Source: RefSeq, a predicted model, not a curated record